AUGCGCGCUCGGGCCGCGGCCAUGUUUCAACCCCCGGUGUGUCGACCGGAUUGGAACAGCUGGAUUCUGCUGCUGCUGCUGCUUCUCUACGGCUCCUUCAAGGCCGCUCAGGCCGCGAAACCCAAAGGGCCGGGACAAACGCAUUUGAACUCCAUCCGCAUCGACGGGGAUAUCUCCUUAGGUGGGCUGUUUCCGGUACACGCUCGGGGCCACGACGGCAAGCCGUGCGGGGAGCUAAAGAAGGAGAAGGGCAUACACAGGCUGGAGGCCAUGCUCUUUGCCCUUGACCGCAUCAAUAAUGACCACAACCUGCUGCCUAACAUCACGCUGGGAGCGCGCAUCCUGGACACCUGUUCCAGGGACACGCACGCCUUGGAGCAGUCGCUCACCUUCGUGCAGGCUCUGAUCGAGAAGGACGGGACAGAUGUUAAAUGUCUGGGCGGGGGAGCGCCGAUCAUCACCAAACCAGAGAGGGUGGUGGGCGUCAUUGGAGCCUCCUCCAGCUCCGUCUCCAUCAUGGUGGCAAACAUACUGCGCCUGUUUAAGAUACCGCAGGUGAGCUACGCCUCCACCGCUCCAGAGCUCAGUGACAACACCCGCUACGACUUCUUCUCGCGUGUCGUGCCCCCAGACACCUACCAGGCCCAGGCCAUGGUGGACAUUGUGAAGGCCAUGCGCUGGAACUACGUGUCCACGGUGGCCUCGGAGGGGAACUACGGAGAAAGCGGCGUCGAUGCCUUCAUUCAGAAGUCUCGGGAGGACGGGGGCGUGUGCAUCUCCCAGUCCGUCAAGAUUCCCCGGGAGCCCAAGCAGGGAGAGUUCGACAAGGUCAUCCGACGCCUCCGAGAAAACCCAAACGCAAGAGUCGUCGUACUUUUUGCCAACGAAGAUGAUAUCAGGCGGCUGCUCCACGCGGCUAAAAAGGCCAACCAGACAGGUCAUUUCAUCUGGGUGGGGUCGGACAGCUGGGGCUCAAAGAUCUCUCCGGUUGUGCACCAGGAGGAGAUGGCGGAGGGAGCCGUCACCAUCCUGCCCAAGCGGCAGUCCAUCAAAGGGUUUGAUCGUUACUUCAUCAGCCGAACGCUGGAGAACAACAGAAGGAAUAUCUGGUUUGCUGAGUUCUGGGAGAACAACUUCAGCUGCAAGCUCAGCCGUCACGCCGUGAAGAAAGGGUCCGGGCUGAAGAAGUGCACAAAUCAGGAGCGGAUAGGAAAGGACUCGAACUACGAGCAGGAAGGAAAGGUGCAGUUUGUUAUCGACGCCGUCUACGCCAUGGCUCACGCCCUGCACGACAUGCACCGGGAGCUCUGCCCGGGGAAGGUGGGCCUCUGCGCUAAAAUGGAUCCCAUCAACGGCACUCAUCUGCUGAAGAACAUCCGCCGUCUGAACUUUGCAGGCAUAGCUGGGAACCCAGUGCUCUUUAAUGAAAACGGAGAUGCUCCUGGACGAUACGAGAUCUACCAAUACCAGAUCAGAAACCAAACGGCCGAAUACAAAAUAAUUGGCCACUGGACGGAUCAACUCAAUCUCAACGUCCGCACGAUGCAGUGGCCCGGCGGUGUCCGUCAGAUCCCUUCCUCAAUCUGCAGCCAUCCCUGUCAGGCCGGCGAGCGCAAGAAGAUCGUGAAGGGCAUGCCUUGCUGUUGGCACUGCGAGCGCUGCGAUGGCUAUCAGUACCAGGCAGACACCUACACGUGUAAGAUGUGUCGCUUUGAUUUACGGCCCAACGUCAAUCGCACCGGCUGCGUCGCGAUCCCCAUCGUCAAGCUGGAGUGGAGCUCUCCGUGGGCAGUCUUCCCCGUGCUGAUCGCGGUCGUCGGCAUCAUGGCCACCGUGUUCGUGGUGGUCACGUUCAUCCGCUACAACGACACCCCCAUCGUGAAAGCGUCAGGCCGAGAGCUGAGCUACGUGCUGCUGACUGGCAUCUUCCUCUGUUACGCCACGACGUUCCUCAUGAUUUCCACCCCCGAUGUGGGCAUUUGCUCCCUCCGGAGGAUCUUCUUGGGUCUGGGCAUGAGCAUUAGUUACGCCGCCCUGCUCACCAAAACCAACCGCAUCUACCGCAUCUUUGAGCAGGGCUCCAUGUCCGUCAGCGCACCCCGGUUAAUUUCUCCGGCCUCCCAGCUGGUCAUCACGUUCACCCUGGCCUCGGUGCAGCUGCUCGGGGUGUGCAUCUGGUUUGGCGUGGACCCCUCCAAGGCCAUCAUAGACUAUGAGGACCAGAGGACCUCUAACCCGGUGAUGGCUCGUGGGGUGCUCAAGUGUGACAUCUCUGAUCUGUCUCUCAUCUGCCUGCUGGGCUACAGCAUGCUGCUCAUGGUCACCUGUACAGUCUACGCCAUAAAAACCAGAGGAGUGCCGGAGACCUUCAAUGAGGCCAAACCCAUCGGUUUCACCAUGUACACCACGUGCAUCAUCUGGCUGGCCUUCAUCCCGAUCUUCUUUGGCACUUCACAGUCCACGGAGAAGUUGUACAUCCAGACCACCACGCUGACCAUCUCCGUGAGCCUGAGCGCCUCCGUGUCCCUCGGGUUGCUCUACAUGCCGAAGGUCUACGUGGUUCUCUUCCACCCCGAGCAGAACGUUCCCAAGCGCACACGCAGCCUGAAGGCCGUGGUUACCGCCGCCACCAUGUCCAACAAGUUCAACCCCAAGGCCGGACUCAGACCCAACGGAGAAGCCAAGACGGAGCUGUGCGAAAGCCUCGAAACACAAACUUUCCCGACAAAGCAAACCUACAUCAGCUACAGCAACCACGCAAUCUAA
Cyclopterus lumpus (lumpfish) is the source of this 2766-nucleotide messenger RNA. RefSeq names its product metabotropic glutamate receptor 4-like. The transcript is spliced from 10 exons. Gene Ontology annotation, molecular function: adenylate cyclase inhibiting G protein-coupled glutamate receptor activity. Lineage: Eukaryota; Metazoa; Chordata; Actinopteri; Perciformes; Cyclopteridae. Gene Ontology annotation, biological process: G protein-coupled glutamate receptor signaling pathway; regulation of synaptic transmission, glutamatergic. The coding region runs from base 1 to 2766 and encodes 921 amino acids. Gene Ontology annotation, cellular component: membrane. The record is from RefSeq and is a predicted model, not a curated record.